AUGAAGGCAGGAACCUCCCUGGGCUUGCUGGUGAUGCUCAGCCUCCUCCAGGCACCUGCAUCCUCUUCCCACGAUGUGCUGGAGGAGCUGUCAGACAUGUCCCUCCUGAGUAGCGUGGCCGAGGCCAAGCACCUGGUGGACGCCGCCUACAAGCGCACGCGGGACCGCAUCAAGCAGCACCUGCAGAACGACGCCUUGACCCCAGCAGAGCUCCUGAGAUACUUCAAGCAGCCCGUGGAGGGGACCCGGGCGGCUGUGAGGGCAGCAGAUUAUGUGCAGACCACCCUGAGCCUCCUCAAGGAGAAGCUGAGAUGGGCUGUGAGGGGGGACUUCAACGUCACAGAUUUGCUGACUCCAGCUCAGCUGGACAUGAUUUUCAAGGCCAGUGGAUGUGACCAGCAGGAUAAGAAAAUAAAUUGUCGUUCUUCCCGCUACCGAACGAUCACCGGCCAGUGCAACAACAGGAGGCGCCCCUACCUCGGAGCCUCCAACAGAGCCCUGGCCAGGUGGCUGCCAGCACAAUACGAGGACGGCGUGUCCAUCCCCCGUGGGUGGACAGAGGGAAAGUGCUUCUCUGGAUUCCCUCUUCCCCUGGUCCGACAGGUGUCCAAUGAGAUCGUUCGCUUCCCGCCGGAGCGGCUGCGGCUGGACCAGCACAGGUCCCUCAUGUUCAUGCAGUGGGGGCAGUUCAUUGACCACGACCUGGAUUUCAGUCCAGAAACCCCAGCCAGGGUCAGCUUUCGUGGUGACAUAGACUGUGACACCAGCUGUGCCAAGAAGCCUCCUUGCUUCCCCAUCCAGAUCCCACCCAACGACCCCCGAAUCACCAACAGGAGGGACUGCCUGCCCUUCUCCCGCUCUGCCCCUGCCUGCACCCCCGGCAGUGGGGUCCGGGAGCAGAUCAACGCGCUCACCUCGUUCCUGGACGGCAGUGUGGUGUACGGCAGCGAGGUGGCCGUGGCCAACCGGCUGCGGGACCGGAGCCGCGGGCUGGGGCUGCUGGCUGUCAACCAGAACUUCACCGACAGGGGCAGGGCCUACAUGCCCUUUGGGCCCAUGAGAAAGGAGCCCUGCCUCAAGGCCAGUGGGGCAGCUCGGAUCCCUUGCUUUUUUGCAGGUGACACCAGGGCCAGCGAGAUGCUGGAGCUGGCCUGCAUGCACACGCUCUUCGUGCGGGAGCACAACCGCCUGGCCGGGCAGCUGAAGAGGCUCAAUCCCCACUGGAAUGACGAGACGCUCUACCAGGAGGCACGAAAGAUCCUAGGAGCCAUGAUCCAGAUCAUAACCUACAGGGACUACCUGCCUCUCCUGCUGGGAUGCACGUUCCGGAGUCUGAUUCCUCCUUACCGGGGCUACAACGAGUGUGUGGAUCCUCGGAUAUCCAACGUCUUCACCUUGGCCUUUCGCUUCGCCCACGCUUCAAUCCCCCCCACUGUGGGUCGCCUAAAUGAGAGUUACAAGCCCAUAACACCCGAAAUUCGACUUGGAACCUCCUUCUUUGCCAUGUGGAGGAUCAUUCAGGAAGGUGGGAUUGAUCCCUACCUGCGGAACCUGAUGGCCAGCCAGGCCAAGCUGAUGACGCAGCGGCAGAUGGUGGUGGACGAGCUCCGGGACCGGCUGUUCGAGCGAGUGGAGAGGAUUGGCUUCGAUCUGGCCGCGCUCAACAUGCAGCGGAGCAGAGACCACGGCCUUCCAGGUUACAACUCCUGGAGAAGAUUCUGUGGGCUCUCACAGCCUUCUGGAGUGAAGUCACUCGGUAAAGUGUUGAGGAAUCGGGAUCUGGCCAGGAAGUUCCUACAGCUCUAUGGCACCCCCAAGAACAUCGACAUCUGGAUUGGGGCCCUUGCAGAGCCCUUUGUGAAGGGAGGCAGAGUUGGGCCUCUCAUGGCUUGUCUCAUUGGCACCCAGUUCAGGAACAUCCGUGAUGGGGACAGGUUUUGGUGGGAGAACCCCGGGGUUUUCACUCCCUCGCAACGCUGUGCACUGACCAAAAUCUCCCUGUCACGAAUCAUUUGCGACAACACCGGCAUCACCAAAGUUUCAAGGCACAUCUUCAGGGCUAACAGGUACCCCGAGCACUUUGUGAGCUGCAGUCGGAUCCCAAAGCUGGACCUCAGACCGUGGAAGUCACGGAGCACCCAGGAGCAAGAAGAAGAUUCUGGUGACUUUAAAUGCUGAACACUGAGGAUUCCCCAGAAGAUGCUGGGAAGAUGCUAGGAUUUAUUAUAAUUUUUUACUGGGUUUGUGCUCUUACUGCCUGCACUGUUGCUGUCCUCUACUCAGCUUAAUUUGCACGAAGCCUUUCCAGCGGGAUGGAGCCCAGCAAGAGAAAAACUUCAGGAGAAGAUGUCCCAGAUCUGUGAAAUCACCCAAUAUCACAAAGCCAAGUGAAGUGAGUUAUCCAGAGGCUGAUUCCAAAUCACACCGGCUGCUGGUUUGGCCUGUAGAACCACGCACUGUUUUACCAGGACAUGGUUUGGACCCUCCUUUCAAAUUUUGCAAUCCCCACAGAAAGAUCCAGGGCACUGGAUUGGCAGCUGAUUCUUGCUCUCCAAUUAUUUUUGUUGUUGUUGUUGUUUAAAAUAAGACAUCUUUCAGUUUCCAGAGAAAAUCUCCUAAUGUCAGGGUGCCCCUGAGGGAAGCAGAAACAGCUGCCCUUCACCCCAAACCAGG
This is a messenger RNA of Empidonax traillii (willow flycatcher), 2673 nucleotides long. Its product is annotated as eosinophil peroxidase-like. Gene Ontology annotation, molecular function: peroxidase activity; heme binding. Lineage: Eukaryota; Metazoa; Chordata; Aves; Passeriformes; Tyrannidae. The transcript has 13 exons. Bases 1 to 2178 code for a protein of 725 amino acids. Gene Ontology annotation, biological process: response to oxidative stress. The record is from RefSeq and is a predicted model, not a curated record.